GAAAUUAUUACAAUCAAGGAGAGAUUCGUAAGAAAGAGCUGGAGCAGAGCUGUUGUGUCCUGGGCAUUCCUGCUUCUGAUGUCACAGUCAUUGAUCACAGGGAUUUUCCUGAUGAUCCUGCUGUGGAGUGGGACACUCAGCUCCUGGCCACCCUUGUCCUGGAGCACAUAGAAGCCAAGAACAUCAACCUGAACAUGCUGUGUGCCAUCUGGCAGUGGAGCAGGGGCUGCAGUUCCAGCAUGUCUGAAAGGAAGGAUUGCAAGGUGGUGACGUUUGAUGCAGGAGGAGUGAGUGGCCAUGCCAACCACAUCUCCCUCUACAAGGCUGUCAGGUACCUGCAUUCAGAGGGGAAGUUACCUGAAGGGUGCCGUGUGCUCGUGCUGGAAUCAGUAAAUCUCUUCAGGAAAUACAUUUCCUUCCUGGAUGUCCUCAUUUCCUGCCUCCUGCCUAGGGAUGAACUCUUCAUCCUCACAGAGGAGGAGACUGAACAAGCCAAGAGAGCCAUGCGGUGCCAUCGCAGCCAGCUCCUCGGGUACCGCCAGCUCUACCUGCUCUUCUCACGGUACCUGGUGCUCAACUCCCUGCGCCUGCUCUGACAGGAACCGCCCCAGGAUGAGCAAAGGAUGAGCAAAGGAUGAGCAAACCCAGCACUGCCCCAGGCCCAGGACUCGGGAAAGCUCCUGUGUUAGGCUUUAACAGGAUGGGGUGCUCCUUGUGUGGCGUUAUCCACGCUACAAAACCCAGGCUGGGUGAGCCUCCUUCUGAGCACCUUGUUGCCUGAUACACUGAAAACAGGGUUAAAGCCUGGGAACAGGCUGUAGCUACUCUAUAUUCUCAUCAUAGAAGCUUAAAUAAGAUGAGAAAUUUGGAUUAAUUUUAAUUGGGAGCCAAGCUCCGGAGGAUUCUGCAUUGGAGAAGAUAUGGCACGAACUGUUUCCCCAACUGCAAGGACUGCUUGGCAACUCUCCCUAGGUGCUUUUGUUAGAUCCAGCUAUUGGGAGUAACUUUUCAAAGCUCAUGCUAUCUCCACAGAUACCACAACCAUAACAUCUUUGUUAUUCAGUCAGAACUUUAAAAAUCUAAAGCUAUUGAAUAAAACACCAGAAAUCGUGCAAUUUUUUCUAAUUGCA
Zonotrichia albicollis (white-throated sparrow) is the source of this 1130-nucleotide messenger RNA. Lineage: Eukaryota; Metazoa; Chordata; Aves; Passeriformes; Passerellidae. The record is from RefSeq and is a predicted model, not a curated record.